Xyrauchen texanus (razorback sucker) is the source of this 943-nucleotide messenger RNA. RefSeq names its product ERH mRNA splicing and mitosis factor (gene erh). Lineage: Eukaryota; Metazoa; Chordata; Actinopteri; Cypriniformes; Catostomidae. The record is from RefSeq and is a predicted model, not a curated record. The transcript has 4 exons. The coding region runs from base 102 to 416 and encodes 104 amino acids.
GUGAUUAUUUGCCGCACAUUUACGCUCUAAGCAGCUACCAGUGACUAGCCGUCAACGGUUGGCACAGCAUUCGUCGAGACGUUUAGAGCUCAUAAACAGACAUGUCUCACACGAUUCUGCUGGUGCAGCCCACCAAGAGACCAGAGGGCAGAACAUAUGCAGACUAUGAGUCUGUCAAUGAAUGCAUGGAAGGAGUGUGCAAGAUGUAUGAAGAACACCUGAAGAGAAUGAAUCCCAACAGUCCCUCUAUCACAUAUGACAUUAGCCAAUUAUUUGAUUUUGUUGAUGAUCUUGCUGACCUCAGCUGUCUUGUGUACAGGGCAGACACACAAACCUACCAGCCCUACAACAAAGACUGGAUCAAAGAAAAGAUCUAUGUUCUGCUGAGACGUCAAGCCCAGCAGGCAGGGAAAUAAGGAGUGAGUGACUGGGAUGCAAAUGGACUGAAUUUUGUCUGAUGCUAGUCCUUAACUUUAUCAGAACUACGCUACAUCACAGGGCAAAUGUAGAUUAACCUAGUGGGGUAAAGUGAUGCCGCUUAGUUCAGAUUUUGUUGAUUUGGAUGUCUUCUCAGUCAGUUGGUCCAAGCACAGAGUGAAAAUAUUUUGCAUUUUAAAUUGCGUUUUUGUAACAGGAGUUGGGGACACAGGAUAUUUAUCAGACAAGAAAGUACGAUUGGGAAAAUGUGUUUAGGGUUUGAGGCAUUUUUUUUAAACCCCUCUCAAUAGAUGUUGUUUUUUUUCUUGUGUUUUAUAUUGUGGUUUAAUCGUUCCUCCAUUUAGUAAAGUAUGCUACUUACAUAUUUCAGAUUGUGGAGAUGGUUCUGAGCCAUCUUAUUUCCCAACUCUUGUCCUCAGUGCUCCUCAGUUCUGUCACAGGCUGUACACCCUCUCUGUUUUGUGUAUGUAAUAUACAAAUAAAAAAAACUUCUUACUCACCAAAG